UGCUCGAGGAUUCAAAGUUAGACCACCGUCAGCGUGCGGAACCAGUAGGGUAACGUGACCAGAGAAGGAUAGAAUGCUGUUCAGUCAAACCGGAGCACUGACCAAGGACAUUUUGAUUCAUUUUAUAACUUUUUGGAGCUAUUUGACCAAUUCAAAAUUGAUUAAGAAAGAGUCAAAGAGCACACACAAACCAGCAUUUACCAGACAAAGAUCAGCAUCAAACUUCAUGUGGACGUGAGAAGAGAAGUGAUGAGGACAGUUUGGACAAGAUACCCAUGACAUAGUUGGAAUAAUAGACCCACGAUUCUAGUUUUUUUUAUGGAACCACUUAAUGCCAAUCUAUGACAGUUGGGGAAGUUGUUUUCAAACGUUUAAUUCUCAACUGGGAGAGAAGGCCUAUCAAAACAAACAUUUUCUGACGUGUUUUAGUCAAAGGAUCCUUAGGGAAUCUUAUUUCCAUCUUGCAGACGGGACGGGACUGUCGAUUAUGGCGAAGACCUUGUUCAUCUGUUUCCCACUGGUUCUCCUGGCGGGACAUCUCCUCGUGGUUACCGGACAAGCCACCCGAACACCGGUUUCGCAAGACCCGCACCCAGACGUCCAUCCGUCCGCCACCCAGAAACCAGUAUUCUCUGGUAGAGGGGACAGGUUCAACGCCAAUGUCUCCACUGCUCGGCGCAUGCGACCUUUGCCACCGAUGUGCUCGGGACCCACGGAGAUCAGAGACACAUUUAAGUACAUCAACACGGUAGUAUCAUGUCUCGUGUUUGUUGUCGGUAUUAUCGGGAACGCCACGCUCCUCAGAAUCAUUUACCGGAACAAGUGCAUGCGCAACGGGCCCAAUAUUCUCAUCGGGAGCCUGGCGCUGGGAGACCUGCUGCACAUUGUGAUUGAUAUUCCCAUUAACGUGUACAAGCUCCUAGCGGAGGACUGGCCGUUUGGUGUGGGUCUGUGCAAACUGGUGCCUUUUGUCCAGAAAGCUUCAGUGGGCAUUACUGUGCUGAGCCUGUGUGCUCUGAGCAUCGACAGGUACCGAGCAGUAGCGUCGUGGAACCGUAUCAAGGGGAUCGGUGUUCCCAAGUGGACGGCUAUAGAGAUCGCACUCAUCUGGCUGCUGUCUAUCCUGCUGGCUGUACCUGAAGCUAUAGCCUUCGACAUGAUCGCCAUGGACUACAAAGGAGAGCACCUUCGCAUUUGUCUGCUACACCCCAUGCAGAAUUCAGACUUUAUGAGGUUCUAUAAGUCCGCUAAGGACUGGUGGCUGUUCAGUGUGUAUUUCUGCCUCCCUCUGGCCGUCACCGCCGUCUUCUACACCCUGAUGACUUGUGAGAUGCUGAGGAAGAAGAACGGAGUCCAGAUCGCCCUGAGUGACCAUCUCAAACAGAGGCGUGAGGUGGCUAAGACCGUGUUCUGCCUGGUGCUGGUGUUUGCUCUGUGCUGGUUGCCUCUCCAUCUCAGCCGCAUCCUCAAGCUCACCAUUUAUGAUGAGAAAGACCCUAACCGCUGUGAACUGCUCAGUUUCUUCCUGGUUCUGGACUACAUCGGGAUCAACAUGGCGUCUCUUAACUCCUGCAUCAACCCCAUCGCUCUCUACAUGGUCAGCAAGCGUUUCAAGAUCUGCUUCAGGUCAUGUCUGUGUUGCUGGUGUCUGCCAGCUGAGAUGUUGAUGGAUGAGAAACAGUCCUGUAUGAAGCUCAAAGUCUCAGACCGGGCCUCCGACCAGAGCAACUCACGUGCUACUAACAAGGACACUUCAGCAUGAGAGGGGCCCUGCGCAGUGCAGAGAAGUACUCAAUGAAGUAACCUAUGAUCUACCUUAAAAGACUAAUUGAAGAUCAGUCAUAUAAACCUGAUUCUUACUUUAACCAUUAUGACAAGGUCAUAAGAAGUGCCCUUAUUUAGGUAUAGUUGAUGUAGUUUAAAACCACUUGGAGAAAAGAAGUGCCCUAAUCCAGUAAAGUCUCCUCUGACUGGAGGGUGAAGUACUCAAGUGCACUUUGAGUGUUGCCUAUGAAAGUGAAUGGUCUGGGAUGUGUAGCUGGGAGAGGGUUGAUGGGAAGGAGGAUCAUUCGGGAAGGAGUGGAUGGAAGUUUAGUGCAGACAAUCAAAUAUCAGUAUUAUUGAUGAAUGGCACAACAUCGGGUGGUCAUAUUAUAGAGAAAUGACAUUGCCGGGUGUGACUGUUCCUGAGUAGAACCUCUAUAUGAAUGUUCAUAAGAUACAUGACAUAAGCCAAACCCAAAGAGGCAUCAUAGUGCAGAUGCCUGACUUGAGACAUACAGAACAUUAUAUGAACAUUUUAAGUAGGUUGUAUAAACGUUGUUAAUUAUACAGUAUAAUAUCUGAACAUAUCCCAUAUACUGCUCAGAAUUCAAGGACUUUAGACUUAAUUCAUUUUUAUACCUUUUGUUAAAUUGCUUUUACACUGUUUGAUAUUGUUACCAGUGGAGGCUGCUGAUGGGAGGACGGCUCAUAAUAAUGUCUGGAACGGAGUAAAUGGAAUGGAAUCAUACACCUGGAAACCUUGUGUCUGAUGUAUUGUUGGAAUGGUAUCAAAAUCUUCUCCAGCCCUUACAACGAGCCCGUCCUCUCCAAUUAAGGUGCCACCAACCUCCUGUGAUUGUUAGCAUUAGCAUUUCGAUGUGAUUUUAGCUGGAUAGUUAGCUAUAGCAUCCUUGAAUGUUUGUUUGUGUGUUCUGUGUUUGGGAGGCGUUCAGCUGUUUCUCAUUAAACUACUGAUCUAAUUGGGUUGAACGAUAUGUGAAUAAAUCAUAAAUGGCAGCACAUUCCUGAAGUUCUCACAAUAACUUUCUGGCUUUAUUUUCAAAAUGUGUUUCAAAAACAGUUCAGUGUUUGUCUCAAAUAUGAUCAUUUUAGUAUUCUGUAGCUUUGUGGACUGCCACCCAAUUGUAAAAACCGACUGAUUUUAUUAUGCUUUAAUAGCGAUCAUGACAAGCCAAAAGGACUUUCACCGCUUAUUGGGGAGUCGGAUGAGAGGGAGGGGAGAGGAUAUAUUUCCAAAUGCCUUGUGGUUUUUUACCAAGGUAUUGUGAUGGUGUGUUAUUGAAUACGGAGCUCUGUGUUGUUGUAUAUCCUGUACAUACAGUAGCUGUCCUGUGAGUGUAUGGUUGUGAUGAUGUGCCUGUCAAAGGUUGUGUGGUUUAUAUUUUCCCAAAAAUGUUACAAAAUAAAAACAUUUACAUUUAA
This is a messenger RNA of Oncorhynchus gorbuscha (pink salmon), 3207 nucleotides long. RefSeq names its product endothelin receptor type B-like. Bases 332 to 1762 code for a protein of 476 amino acids. Gene Ontology annotation, cellular component: membrane. The transcript has 8 exons. Gene Ontology annotation, biological process: vasoconstriction; enteric nervous system development; G protein-coupled receptor signaling pathway. Lineage: Eukaryota; Metazoa; Chordata; Actinopteri; Salmoniformes; Salmonidae. The record is from RefSeq and is a predicted model, not a curated record. Gene Ontology annotation, molecular function: endothelin receptor activity.